AUGGUGCUCGUUCCUGAGCUUCGGCUGCUGGACUCGAGUGAGCUAUACUCUGCCGAGCCAGCGCUGGAGCUUUCAGAGUUCAACCACCUGCUGGAGGAGCACAUUGCCCGGACCAUGGAGGCGCUGGAGCACGACUGGUUCCCGGCAGUCCAUCACAUCCUGAUGCAGGGUGCCAAGCGAAACAUGAUGCCUUCGCUCAGCCAACCUGACAAACUAGAGACGUUCUUCAACGCGGUGGCCACGCUGAUGUCGAUGAACGUGCAGAACCUGCUGCUGCACACCAUCUGGGAGUACACGGACAUGCUGUGCAGCAGCAAGAGCCGCGGUUUUGUACUGCACCUGGUCCGCUCGGGCGGCGAGCUGCACUUCCAGCCAACCGUGGACGAGUUUGAGGAGCAGCUGCUGGCCGUAUUUGAACGCAUCAUCGCCGCCGUUCAGAAGCUGAAACGGGCAGAGACUCGCGUAUUCCUCGACUGGCCCGGGCGGGCCCAGUACCUGAAGCCGGUGGUUCUUCCUGAGAUCGUGGAGAGUCUGAAGCAGCGAGUCCGGGCCGUGGUCGCCGAGCAGUCGGUCGGACCCAAGGAGCACGCCCUAUGGUACGAGCGGUACGAGUACCUGAUCAGCGGCCAGGCCAACGCAGACGUGGAGGAAUUCCUGUCGGGUCAGCAUCCAUUCGAGGAGUACCAGGAGCAGGUGGUGCGCUACCACGAGCUCAGCUAUGAGAUCAACUGCGAGUCGGCAAAGGUGAUCCGUUUGGGCAUGUUUGAACUCCGCUGUGACACACUCACCGAGGAUCUGGUGUCGCUGGCCACCGGUCUGCGUGACAAGAUACUGCACAACAUGCUGGCUAACCACAACGCCACCAACAAAACCUGA
Amphibalanus amphitrite is the source of this 876-nucleotide messenger RNA. RefSeq names its product dynein axonemal heavy chain 7-like. The transcript has 8 exons. Bases 1 to 876 code for a protein of 291 amino acids. Lineage: Eukaryota; Metazoa; Arthropoda; Thecostraca; Balanomorpha; Balanidae. Gene Ontology annotation, molecular function: minus-end-directed microtubule motor activity; dynein intermediate chain binding; dynein light intermediate chain binding. The record is from RefSeq and is a predicted model, not a curated record. Gene Ontology annotation, cellular component: dynein complex. Gene Ontology annotation, biological process: microtubule-based movement.